Messenger RNA from Salvelinus namaycush (lake trout), 1113 nucleotides. RefSeq names its product src-like-adapter 2. The transcript has 7 exons. Gene Ontology annotation, molecular function: protein binding. Bases 1 to 801 code for a protein of 266 amino acids. The record is from RefSeq and is a predicted model, not a curated record. NCBI's taxonomy places the organism in Eukaryota, Metazoa, Chordata, Actinopteri, Salmoniformes, Salmonidae.
AUGGGCAGUGGGCCCAGUAAAGAGCGUCGGGGAUCCAGCACUCAGGCAGCCUUGCUGGGCCAGGAAGAGCCCGCUGAGUCAGUCAUACUGGAGAGCAGCAAGUAUAUGGUAGUGUCCCUAUAUAACUAUCCCACUGGUCACCCAGCACACUGCCGCAUCCACGCUGGAGAGAGACUCAAAGUGCUUUCAGACGAGGGGGAGUGGUGGAAGGUGAGAUCCUCUGCCACAGGCAAUGAGAGCUACAUUCCCAGCAACUACACAGCCAAGGUGUACCACAGGUGGCAGUAUGAGGGUCUCAGCCGAGAGAAGGCUGAGGAGCUCCUGUUUCUGCCCUACAACCAGACUGGCUCUUUUCUGGUCCGGGAGAGUGAGACCCACCCUGGUGCCAACACCCUGUCAGUGCGUAAGAGCAGUGACCAGGAUCGUUGCUCAGUCAAACACUACCGGAUCCAACAACUGGAGAAUGGCUGGCUCUACAUCUCCCCCUGCCUCACCUUCCCCAACCUCAGAGCUCUGGUGGACCACUACUCAGAGGUCCGUGAUGGGCUGUGCUGUCUGCUAGGGGAGCCCUGCUUCAUCCAGGGGUCCAACAACGUUCCUGUGGUUACUGGGCCACUCCCCAUGGCUAUCAGGAAGCCCACCCUCAACUGGAAAGAUAUGGACAGCUCCAUGAUUUUUGGCAAGGACAAAGGCAAGGACAAUGAGGAUUCCCUGGUGAGUGAGGGAUUGAAGGAGGCCAUCAAAUCCUACCGCUUCAUGACAGAGGGCUGCAAAGGCUCCGGCCACAAAUGGGACAGCUGAGCAUGGAUCUGGCAUCAUAACAACAGGGAGAUACUCAGACUAAAACAGACCAUAAGAUGGAGAGCUUCACAUCAAGCUACCCAUUAAAGCUGAGGCAAUCCUGAAGACCAGACAUUCUGGCCAUGAACCCAAUGGAUCUCAUUAAAGGAAUGUUGUUAGGGGAACUGGAAAUCACAACUCAACCACUGCAGAGAACCAUGGUUCUCAAAACUAUGGUUGUAGAGUGCUCAACAUUACAUUCCCAAGCAGCUGAGGCCCAUCUUUGCUUGGAUUCAUGACCAGAAUAAAUGUUUAGAUCCUGGAGGCAGACUU